UUAGAAAAAUAGGGAUUUCAUUCCCAGAGUGAUAAGGUCAUCUCGUGCAUGGCACGGGAGUUGAACUAAGCCAAGAAGUAAGAAAAGAAACCACGUAGAGAGAGAAUGAAGAAAAAGAUCGUUGUGGAUAAACAAGAUAGAGAGAGAAAUAGCAACUAGCACUAGCAGGCACCAGGUUGAGCCUCUCAGCUUCUGCCUUCUGCAGUGAACAAACAUGGAGGCAGUACACUUGUCUGCUGUUGCCUCCCGCCAUUUCUCCACUUCUUCCUUCUCUCACAACCGAACCUUGUACACUUCUUCUUCUUCUUCUUCUUCUUCUUCUUCUUCUUCUUCUUCUGUCAAACCAAAUACGCUAUGCUCUCCUUGGAUUGGUUCAACCACACCCACUACUUCCUUUUCCACCCGAAACUUGUUCACGAAUGAGAUAUGGAGUUGGGUGAACUCCAAAAGCGUUACUGUGAGAAGGGACAUGCGCGGAGUGGUGAGGGCUGAGAUGUUUGGGCAAUUGACCAGUGGCCUUGAGGCUGCGUGGAGCAAACUCAAAGGGGAAGAGGUUUUAACAAAAGAGAAUAUUGUGGAGCCUAUGCGUGAUAUCAGGAGAGCUCUUUUGGAAGCAGAUGUUAGUCUUCCUGUUGUAAGAAGGUUUGUGCAAGCUGUCACAGAUCAGGCUGUGGGUGUUGGCCUCAUUCGAGGAGUGAGACCAGAUCAGCAAUUGGUUAAGAUUGUACACGAUGAACUAGUAAAACUGAUGGGUGGAGAGGUCUGUGAACUGGUUUUUUCCAAAUCAGGGCCCACUGUCAUUUUGUUGGCUGGACUCCAGGGAGUUGGGAAAACAACUGUUUGUGCAAAGUUGGCCAACUAUCUCAAGAAACAGGGGAAGAGUUGCAUGCUAGUUGCUGGUGAUGUUUACAGACCUGCUGCUAUUGAUCAACUGUCUAUUUUGGGCAAACAGGUGGAUGUUCCUGUCUACACAGCAGGUACUGAUGUUAAACCUUCAGAAAUUGCUAAACAAGGUUUGGCAGAUGCAAAGAAAAAGAAAAUGGAUGUGGUUAUUGUUGACACUGCUGGCAGGCUGCAGAUAGACAAAACAAUGAUGGACGAGUUAAAAGAAGUGAAACAGGCACUGAAUCCAACAGAGGUUUUGCUAGUUGUGGAUGCCAUGACAGGACAAGAAGCAGCAGCUUUGGUGACUACUUUCAAUCUUGAGAUUGGAAUAACAGGUGCAAUCUUGACAAAGCUAGAUGGUGAUUCAAGAGGUGGAGCAGCCUUGAGUGUCAAAGAGGUAUCUGGUAAGCCAAUCAAGCUGGUAGGACGAGGGGAACGCAUGGAGGAUCUUGAACCUUUCUACCCUGAUCGAAUGGCAGGACGCAUAUUAGGAAUGGGAGAUGUCCUUUCAUUUGUAGAGAAGGCACAAGAAGUUAUGCAACAAGAAGAUGCUGAAGAACUGCAAAAGAAGAUUAUGAGUGCAAAGUUUGACUUUAAUGAUUUUCUAAAGCAAACCCGUGCUGUUGCAAAAAUGGGUUCUGUGUCCCGUGUCAUUGGAAUGAUUCCUGGUAUGGGGAAGGCUACGCCUGCUCAAAUUCGAGAGGCAGAGAAGAAUUUGAAGGUCAUGGAAGCAAUGAUAGAAGCAAUGACGCCGGAGGAGAGGGAGAAGCCAGAACUAUUGGCCGAAUCACCGGUCAGGAGGAAAAGAGUUGCUCAGGAUUCAGGGAAAACAGAGCAGCAGGUAAGCCAACUUGUAGCUCAACUGUUCCAAAUGCGUGUUCGCAUGAAGAAUCUGAUGGGUGUAAUGCAAGGUGGAUCAAUUCCAACACUUAGUAAUCUUGAGGAAGCACUGAAAACAGAGGAAAAGGUUCCACCUGGUACUGCAAGGAGGAAGAAGAGAUCGGAAUCAAGGAAACAAUUUGUGGAAUCAGCAAGGCCAGCGCCUCGUGGUUUCGGGAGCAAAAACUGAACCUUCUAGAGGUGAUCAGGGGAGAUUGGAUAAGAGACCGUCGGCGAUGAACUUGUUUGAUGUAGCUUUUUUCGCCCGAGACAAUUAUGUUCCCCAAAUUAUUAGAUCAAUUCAUAUAGCAAUGAAGUUUGUUCAGGACCAAGAGUUUGAUUUAACUCGGGAAGAAAUGAGUAAUAUAUUCGGACGUGCAAAUAUAAGAUAUAGGGGUAUCAUUCUUGUACAAACUCAACUUAGCCAUGUUAUUAUUCUUGUAAUCUGCGUUUCACAUUAUUCUAUCUUUUUCGAGCUGAAAAUAUACAAACAUUUAACAUUUA
Messenger RNA from Arachis duranensis, 2268 nucleotides. RefSeq names its product signal recognition particle 54 kDa protein, chloroplastic. Gene Ontology annotation, biological process: SRP-dependent cotranslational protein targeting to membrane. Gene Ontology annotation, molecular function: GTP binding; 7S RNA binding; ATP hydrolysis activity. Gene Ontology annotation, cellular component: signal recognition particle. The transcript has 15 exons. Lineage: Eukaryota; Viridiplantae; Streptophyta; Magnoliopsida; Fabales; Fabaceae. The coding region runs from base 215 to 1954 and encodes 579 amino acids. The record is from RefSeq and is a predicted model, not a curated record.